AUGGAAAGUGCAAGGGGAAGGAGAAGAAAGACAGAAGAGAAAGUGGGAAAAAUAGGAAGAAGUGAAGAGGUGAAAAGAAAUGAAAAGGCGAAGAAAAACACGGACGAUGAGAAAAAAAGGCGUUAUCGGUGCCUGACGCGCAAGGAUCAGCAGGUCAAGCCUCCUCGUUCUGAUACCCGGAACCCCUUCGUGGCGGGCUGGUAUCAGGAAUACUUGUACGUAUGCAUUGGUGAGAGAGCCGCCGUACGACCAGUCGAGUCGUGGAAUAUUCCGCCUCUCGCUACGAAAACGAAGGGCGGUUUUGCGCCGGAUAGGGCUCGACUUGUUCACAGCGAGCAGGCGUUGUACCAACAGCUACUCGGAAUCUUAAGGUUUAAGCGUUUCUGA
This is a messenger RNA of Soboliphyme baturini, 387 nucleotides long. The record is from the annotation of a GenBank genome assembly. Lineage: Eukaryota; Metazoa; Nematoda; Enoplea; Dioctophymatida; Soboliphymatidae.